GGUGGCCUUAAACUGGUUUUGCUGCCGGCCGGUUAGUAUAUACCUUCGAGCUUCAAUCAAUCCGAUCAGUUGAUUGUUCUCAAUUGUGCGCCAAUUGAGCGUUAAAUUUUAGUUGUGCAGAUACAAACAUUCCAGUUCAUAUCGUCAAACUUACAUCUUGGAGCAGCAAAAAACGAUGCCAGUUGACUAUCCGCGAAAUUGAUAAGGCGCAUGCGUUUCAAUUACAUUUCGUCCUGAAAUAGAUUCGUGUUCGUUCAUUUCAGUGUAAAAUACGCAUGAGGCAAUUGUUGGCGUGAUUUCGUGUCUUGUAAAUCGAAAACAUUGUAUGAGGACAGUAAUUCUUCUCGGUAGUUACAAUGCCGCAAUCCGAAGAUGACAUUGAUCUUGAUGGAGUGCUGAGCCAAAUAGGCCAAUUCGGUCGGUUCCAAAUUCGGCAAUACGCAUUUAUGGUUAUACCGAUAAUUUUUAAUGCCUUCUUUACUCUGAGUUACGUGUUUACAGCGGGUAAUUUGAACUAUCGAUGUCAAGUUCCUAAUUGUGACAACGCACCCAUCAGCUUUCAUCCAGGAUGGCUCAACAACUCUACACCAUUUAAAAAUGGUGAACCUGCGCAAUGUGAACGAUAUCUCCAGAUUAGAAAUACGAGCUUAGACAAUUCAUACUGUGAUGCCGAUGCCUUUGAUAGAAGUAAUGUAAUCAGAUGCGACGAUUUUAUAUACGAGGACGAUGAAAUAACAAUAGUAAAGGAUUUUAAUAUAAACUGUCCAGAAAAUGAUUGGAAGCUGACACUUGUCGGAACGGUCAACAACAUAGGCCAAUUUGUAGCACUUCCCAUUGCAGGAUACUUAUCGGAUCGUUUCGGACGCCGCCUAGUUUUGUUGCUAAGUGUCGCCGGUAGUGCCGUGUUUGGUGUAAUCCGUUCCUAUGCCACAAGCUACGAAUGGUUUUUGGUCAUGGAAUUUCUUGACCCAGCAAUCGGAUCAACUAUGUACACAACAGCCUUCAUUCUAGCAUUAGAGCUAGUCGGUCCAAAAAUGCGAGUAACCGGGAACAACGUAAUCUCCUGUGCCUUUUCAUUCGGUGAAGCCAGUCUCGGUUUGCUGGCGAUGUUCUUCCGAAACUGGCGAACGCUGCUGAAAGUACUCUAUAUACCGGGAAUUGUUUCCUUACCACUUUUAUGGAUGACAUCGGAGAGCGUUCGUUGGCUUCUAUCCAAGGGAGAACGAGUUAAAGCCAUCAACAUUCUUAAGAAAGCUGCUAAAACGAAUGGAAAGAUUUUAUCAUCCUCGACGCUUGAAAACUUCUAUCCGACCAAUGACAGUGAAGACACUUCGGAACUAGAGGAAAAAGCUGGCUUCUUUAGAUUGCUAGGCGAUGCUUUUAGGAAUCCUGGUCUAUUACUAAGGGUUGCCAAUUGCUCUUUCUGCUGGCUAACAAAUGUGCUCGUUUAUUACGGACUCAGUCUAAACUCUGUGUCAUUAGCCGGCGAUAAAUAUCUAAACUUUAUUUUGGUGUCACUGAUAGAGCUUCCAGGAUUUCUCAUCAUGCAAUUGAUAUUGGAUCGAGUUGGCCGCCGGAUAACUCUUUGCACCACGAUGCUGCUGUGCGGUUUAUUCUGUUUCCUUUCGGAGUUCAUUCCAACAGGUAAUGCCUGGCUAAGCCUUAUUUUGUUUCUGGUAAGCAAAAUGACGAUUACCAUGUCAUUCGGUACUCUGUACAUCUACACGGUUGAGAUUUUUCCGACAAACCUACGUCAAAGUUUACUAUCCGUUUGCUCAAUGUUUGGACGUAUCGGAUCAAUGAUUGCACCACAAACACCUCUGCUAGCUAAAGUAUGGACUCCAUUGCCAAUGGUUAUUUUUGGUACGAUUGGCAUUACAUCCGGCUUAGCCAUAUUACAGUUUCCCGAAACGCUCAAUACUCAGCUGCCUAAUACUGUACAAGAGGCUAUGAACAUCAAUACGGAAGAGAAAAACAAUAGAAGUGUAAAUAAAUUUUCCUAG
Messenger RNA from Sabethes cyaneus, 2003 nucleotides. RefSeq names its product organic cation transporter protein-like. The coding region runs from base 357 to 2003 and encodes 548 amino acids. Gene Ontology annotation, molecular function: transmembrane transporter activity. The record is from RefSeq and is a predicted model, not a curated record. Lineage: Eukaryota; Metazoa; Arthropoda; Insecta; Diptera; Culicidae. Gene Ontology annotation, cellular component: membrane. Gene Ontology annotation, biological process: transmembrane transport. The transcript is spliced from 3 exons.